AUGACCCAAAUCCACCUAAUUAGUCCUAUACCUGAAAUUGAUCUUGUGGUUGUGAAGAUAACAGAAGACAAAUUCUUUUGGAUAACUAUAAUUAAUUUAUACAUACCACCUACAUGUUUAAUUAAUGAUUAUGCUGAAAUUUUUGAUUAUAUUAAAAAUACUGUAGACUUUACCCAUCCUGUAUUAAUAUUGGGAGAUUUUAACAUUCCAGAACUGAAUGAGUGUACGCUUGGAAAUAGAACAACUGGUUUUUACAAUACUUAUAAUAAUUUCAUAACAUUAAAUGACUUAAAACAGAGUAAUGCAAUUGUCAAUGUAAACAAUAGGUUACUGGAUCUGGUCUUAUCAAAUAAUCAAUUGAAUACUGAAGUAAUUAGGGAACCAUUACCACUUCUACAAGAAGAUGUGCAUCAUCCCUGCCUGAGAAUUUUUAUAGAGAGUGUUAAGCCAAACAACACGUUCUUUGAAGGUAACGGACACAACAUUAGGUUUAAUUUUAAAAAAGCCAAUUUUCCUCAAUUGUAUGCUGAAAUCGCAGCUAUUGACUGGACCGUAAUAAAUAACAUUAACAAUGUGAACUUAGCAUGCGAUUAUCUAUACGAUACUUUAUACAAAAUCUUCUCGAAGCAUGUUCCGACUUGUAAGUUCUCAAACUUGACCAAUACAUAUCCCGUUUGGUUUACUAAAACGAUAAUUGACAAUAUAAAAUUGAAAAAACAUUAUUGGAAUAAAUAUCGGAAAACUAAAUCUCCCCACAUCUUGGAAAAUCUUAGAUGCUUAAGACAACAAAUUAAACGUGACAUUCGUAAUAAUUAUGACAUCUUCCUGCGUAAUACACAAAAUUCUAUAUUAAAUGAUCCCAAAACGUUUUGGUCUUUUGUAAACUCCAAGAAAAGAACAACCAGCAUACCAGGAGUUGUAGUACAUGAAGAUCAAGAAUUUUCAUCUUCUCAAGCAAUUGUCAAUGUUUUUGCUCAGUUUUUUGCGGGUGUUUAUAUAAAACAUGUAUGUGAAGAUGUCUGUGUAAGCAAGGACGUAAGCAAACAGUGUGAAUUUUGUAAGUUGUCUUGCUGUCCUUCGCUUGAGUACGAUUUAAAUGACUGUGGUGGUGUUAACAUGAUGCACAACUUUAAGAUUGAUGAAGAUAUGAUAGUUAGAGCGGGUAAAAAACUAAAGAGUAACAGUGUUAGUGGUCCUGACAAUAUUCCGGCCUUCAUUGUUGUCGAUUGUAUAAGAAGUUUUGCGGCUCCGUUAGCGCGAAUAUUCAACCUAAUUGCACUGAAGUCAGAAUAUCCUGUAGUGUGGAAGCAAUCGAGAGUGUGUCCUAUUUUUAAAUCUGGGGACAAAGGGUGCGUAAAAAAUUAUAGGCCGAUAGCAAUUUUAUCAAAUUUCGCUAAGUUAUAUGAAUCCAUGUUGAGCAAUAUCAUAUACUCUCAUGUCAAUAAUAUGAUUAUGCCUGAGCAACAUGGAUUUGUUAAGGGAAAAUCGACAGCAACAAAUUUGUGUGAAUUUACUAAUUUUAUUUCACAAGAAUUAGAUAAAGCUAAUGAAGUUGACGUUAUAUAUACAGAUCUGUCGAAGGCAUUUGAUAAGGUUCACCACUGCAUUCUAUUAAAAAAACUUAGAAAUUUUGGCUUGUGUGACGGAUUAGUUUCUUUGAUGCAAUCUGUUAUAACAAAAAGAGUGCAAUAUGUAGAAUAUAAGGGUUUUGUCUCAGGGAGUUUUUGUGCUCAUUCAGGUGUUGCCCAGGGUUCGAAUUUAGGACCGCUAUUGUUCAUUUUGUUCUUUAAUGAUGUGUUAGAUAACAUUAGUUCUCAUUCAUAUCUGUAUGCUGAUGAUAAAAAAAUUGCUAAAGUCAUUAAUUCAUAUGAUGAUUGUCUUGAACUGCAACAGGACUUAGAUAAUUUCAUUUAUUGGUUUUUAGGCAAAAUUCUGGAAGUUUGCAUGAAAAACCAAUUAGUUGACUAUUUAGAAAGUAACCAAUUAAUUCAUCCUUCCCAAUUCGGUUUUAGACAUAAUCUUUCAACAACUCUUGCUGUUAAGACAAUCUGUGACAUCAUAUUAGCUACAUUUGAAUCCAAAGAAUAUGCUUCUGUUACUUGUUAUGACCUUUCUAAAGCUUUUGAUCGUGUCGAUCACGACAUUUUAUGCACAAAGUUAAAAUGGCUUUCUAUUGAUCAAAAUUCCAUAACUUUCCUUGAAUCCUACCUCCGUUGUAGAUGUCAGUUUGUUUAUGUUAAUGGUGACAAAUCAGACACAACGUAUAUUAAGAAAGGUGUUCCACAAGGAUCAGUACUGGGUCCCAUACUUUUCCUUAUAUAUAUUAAUGACUUGCCACAAGCUGCACCAACUGGCAAAAUAACUCUCUUUGCAGAUGAUACUACAAUUACUAAUACCAGUGAUGAUAUUGCAAAGCUAAGUAAUAAUGAUAAUGUUUCUAAUGAAUAUUUUACUAGAUGGUCAUUAAGACAUUAG
Molecule: messenger RNA, 2475 nt
Organism: Zophobas morio
Lineage: Eukaryota; Metazoa; Arthropoda; Insecta; Coleoptera; Tenebrionidae
Exons: 4
Coding region: 1-2475 (824 amino acids)
Source: RefSeq, a predicted model, not a curated record